AUGGAGGAUUUAAAAGAACCACUCAUAUCUAAAAAUCAUAAAGAAUCAGGACCAGAUCAAUCGUAUAAAUUGAAAUCACGAUUUAGAUAGCAUCUUCAGCUUGUGGAUGACUCCGAUACUGACAGCAUCAAAAUCAACAUUAUGGAAUCGAGAGGAAUCCAAGAGAGAUAUCAAAAGUUUUAGAAUCUACCAAAUAACGAUCUAAGGAAUAUCACAGAUUUAAGUGAGGAAGUAUCUCAUGAGAAAUAGUUGAAAAAUAAAGUUCAUCAAUCAUUUAGAGAUGACCAAUUCGUGAGCAUUAAUGGAAAUCUGAAUAAUAUGGCUAACUAGAGGGCUCAAUAAAAUGAUUAAUUCUAAAAUGUCAAUGAAACUAUUAUAAAUGAUCCACAUACUUCAACUAGUGAUUACUCCUCUAAUGAUUAGGCCCUUACCAUACAGACAAGAAGGCGUGUUAGAUUUUUAUGGCCGAUUUUCUGGCUUGUAUAUUAUAUGUUCUGUUGCUGCUUGUUCUCAAAAAGGCGCAAAAACAAACAAGCUAAAUAUGAAAAUUUAAUUUUUGAUUCACUUAAGCAGCUCAAAGAAAAUAAGAAGGAAUCUGUACGACAUCUUGAGAAGAUCAGAAUCAAUCCUGAUUUCACAUCUGGCCAAUACUUGAGAGAAGACCUUGAGUUUUACUUGCCUCAAUUAUGUUGUCAUUACAUUAAUAACUCUAUGAGUCCAGAAGAAGAAAAGAAGUUUACAGAAAUGCUUGUUUUAAUGUGCAAGAGUUCAUUUUACUUUGCUCAUAGAAUGAUCUUCUUUUUCAACUCAAUCAUUGAUUCAAGUACCAAGACAUAAGAGGAAAAGCAUCUUUUACUAAGAAUAGAAAGUAUUUGCAUUAGUGGAUAAGAAUUAUUGUUUUUAUCAAACUCAAACAGCAUACUAGAGCUUGCUAAAGAUAAUGGAAUAAAUUAAAUAUUUAAAACAGCAAUGAAGUUUUAUCGUAAGGAUGACGAAGAUAACAAAAUAUCUCCAUUCAGUAUAAUGAGCACCCAUGAAAAUGAUGUUAAUAGAUAUAUACCACCUGAUAGUCCAAUAAAAAAGUAGAAGAAUUUCAUCAAUAAUGUCAGUAAAGAAUUCAGAAAAAGAACACUCAGUUAAGAGAAAGAAAAUUAAAAUUCUCGAAGCAAAUCAAGGCUACUUGACAAAAUCAAUAAUUAGUAUUUUAAGAAAACACAGGAAUCACCUGAGAAAGUUCUAUCAGUUUAGAAUGACAAGAUGAAAAUUCUAGACCAAGAAAUGCUUCCUUAUAAGAUGAGCCAGGAGAGCAAAAAUGAUCAUCUUAAAUUCAGUAAAUAAGAUUAUAAGUAAUUCAUUAUAGAGGUGGAUGGAUUCUUUUCAACUUUGAAGUUCCUUAAAGAUCUGACUGAUAUCUCACAUAGGGUCCUCAGAUCUCAAGAUAAAAUGGAAUCAUUGAAAGAUGGAUUAAAAGAAAUGAAUGAUAAUUUACCAUCUGCAGUUUAUAUACCACCAGAUGAACUAAAAAUUACUCUUAAUGACUACAAAAAAUCCAUUAAAGUUGAUAAUGUUGAGGAUAACUUUGGACCAAAGAAGAAAUCUUCUAUGAUUGGAAUUUUCAAUAGCCCAAACAAGAUUGGGAAAAAGCAAAAAUAGAAAGUUGAUAAAUUCUGCAAGUAAUUAGAUACUUAGCUAUCUAAAGGAGUUACAGCUAAUCAAAUUAAACAUAAAUACAAAGUUUAAUAUGAGACUUAAGGGCUAGAUGCUAGAAAUUUAGAGGGAUUAGAAAGGAGAUAUUCAAACGUAUCCUAAAAUAGUGGAAUUCAUGAUGAAUAUAACGAUUUAUAGGUGUAGAUUGCUAUAGUUGAUGAUCAAUCCUAUCAAAAUUUAUAAAAUCAAACAAGACAAAGUAAAAAGAUAUAUGAUACUGAAGAAGAGAAGGAUUAGUUCCUAACCUAUCAUAAAAUUAUUACUAAGCCAAAUCCAGCAAGUUUCAUUGUGUCUAGUCCUGAAAAUAAGAAACAAACAAUAGACAUAAAUAAAGCAAUCAAUGAAUAUUUGAAGCAAUCAAAUGAAAAUCUUGCUGAAGGUUUAAACUAAUCUGAGAUGUAGUUCGGCUCUCAAAGGGCAAAAGAUAAAAUACUCUUUAGAGAUGAAUACAGCUUUUAUUAGAACUUAGAUUAAGUUACUGAUGAUGAACAUAUCUAGAAAUUGAAGGGUUCCAAUACUAAAAAAAUAAGAGGUAGACCUAUUUCAUAGAGACCCAAAACUGCUAGAGAGGAAGAUUAGAGUCAUAACCCUAUUGAUAACCUAGAAUAAAGAUUAAAAUAUGACCCAUCAUAAAAAAUAAUAAAUACUCAAAAUAUGGCACUCACACUCCCAGCUAUUAAUGAUGAUUUAGAAAAGGGGGCAUCAUCAUUUGGUAAAAGCGAUUCUGCAAUAGAAUAGCAAUUUCUAGUUGUAGAUAAAAAUCUUGAGUAAAAUUUCCUAUUCUCAGAAACUUCUGAGUAAUAGGAGGAAAGAUUGAAGAUAGAUUCUAAAUAUGGAGCAUUAAAAACUUGGAAAGUUAUCAGACUCAUUGUAAAAAGUGGAGAUGAUCUAAGAUAAGAACAGUUUGCAAUGCAAAUAAUAGAAUUGGUUGACCAGUUAUUCAGAUAAAAGAAUCUUAAAUGUUGGCUCAAGCCUUACGAAAUCAUAGCAACUGGCUAGGGAUGUGGCAUUCUUGAAUUCUUAAAUGACACUCUUAGUAUUGACUACGUGAAAAGAAAAAUCUAGUAAUUCGGAAAGAAUAAGGAUGGACAUGUUGUGCAUAUUGAUUUUGGAUUUUUGUUGACUAAUUCCCCAGGUAAAGCUUUUAAAUUAGAAAGAGCUCCUUUUAAGCUGACCCUAGAAUUCAUUGAAGUUAUGGGUGGCUUAAACAGCUAAGGCUUCAGAAGGGGAUUUUAUGUGAUUCAUCAAAACGCUGAUAAAAUUUUGACGCUUGUUGAGAUGCUUGCUUAAGGACAAAGCGACUUACCUUGCUUUAAAUAAGGUGUGUAAGUUGCUCUAGAUGGUCUUAAGCAAAGGCUUUAGCCUAUGAAAUAAAAAUCAAGCGACUUAAAGACUCAAAUUACCAAGAAAAUGACAAAAAGUGAGGUUGCUCAUUAUAUUGACUCUCUAAUUUAAGACUCAUUGGAUAACUGGGGUACUGUAGUCUAUGAUGGAUGGUAGUAUUGCUGCUAAGGCAUCUUUUGA
Molecule: messenger RNA, 3231 nt
Organism: Stylonychia lemnae
Lineage: Eukaryota; Ciliophora; Spirotrichea; Sporadotrichida; Oxytrichidae
Source: the annotation of a GenBank genome assembly